ACGCAGCAUCUAUGCCAACACAGUAGGUGGCGGAAAUGCACCUUAAGCUGGUUUGCCAUCCGUCAUUAAACCAAACAGAAGAAGAAGAAGAAGAAGACGAAGAAGACAGUUUGCUGUGGCGAGUGCGCGCUAUGAGUGGGGUGAAGUGGAUCAAGACUGUUAGUAAUUGGUUGCCAAAUAUAUCGCUGUUAAUAAGUUGUUAAAUGUCUUGUUUUAAGAAAAACUCGGUGUCGAACUUACUAAUAUAACAUCGCAGUGUUGUUUUCUUCCUUUCCACAGAUAAUGCAAAUACAUUAAUGUUUACUAGUUAUUAAAAUGAAUAGUUACUCGUCUGUCUAAGUUAGCUGGUGCAGGAGCCAUUUCCAAUAACUAGUCUCCUCUUCGUAAUGGCUAGUCAGGGUGAUGGUUCGAGAGAGUUGUGGUUUGCUCAUGACGUUUACUCCCGCUACUGGCAGCACUACCAGCAGGCCAUGAACUGGAACCAGAAGCACAAGCGGGCAUACAGAAGUGCUUUGGAAGCUGGCUACUUCCAGACACUCUAUUCCCUGAACCCCUCUGCAACCAUGCAGUGUUACUCAGAUUGGCAUGGUAAUGAGUGCCUGAAGAACAGCCACAGAGACAGACUGAAGGAAAAAAUAGAGAACAAGAUUACUGGUUCAGACAGUGAAAUUGAGGAGGAGAGUUCGGAUGAGAGCCAGCUUGAGUGUGAUGUCAGCAACAUGGACAUCUCAGAAGAACUGCGACAAUACUUUGCCCAGACAGAACGACACAGGCAGGAACUUAAAAAACAACAGCAGAUGGAGGCAGAGCAGCAGGACUCUUAUAUACUGGCUGACCAAGAUUUGCAUAGAGUUUCCUGGCGUAGCACCCUGCCCCCUUCUGAGCGUCCUGGAGAACGGAGGACUGCAGAAAUGAAGAAGUUGUACGGUAAAGAUGCAGCAAAGAUUCAGGGGAUGGAAACAGCCAUGCAGCUUACCUUUGACCGCAACUGUGAUAAAAAACAGCCCAAAUAUUGGCCUGUUAUACCACUAAAUCUCUAAGAUGAUCAGACCCCAUCAUGCGUGACAGCAUCACAGGAUCUUCUAAUCAGAGACUGUUCAGAUUCUACUGCUAUUACAGUACAGUAAAGCAUUGCAUCAGAGCAGCAUCUUUUGAGGGCAUUUCUCACAAACAUAUUUAUCUGAACAUCAACACUUGCUAGGACCUUACAGAAAUGACACGUUUAAUAAAUAUUAAUUUGAAGACCUGAGUAAAACCCUUUCUGGAA
Messenger RNA from Danio aesculapii, 1267 nucleotides. RefSeq names its product gem (nuclear organelle) associated protein 8 (gene gemin8). Gene Ontology annotation, cellular component: SMN complex. Gene Ontology annotation, biological process: spliceosomal snRNP assembly. The transcript is spliced from 3 exons. NCBI's taxonomy places the organism in Eukaryota, Metazoa, Chordata, Actinopteri, Cypriniformes, Danionidae. Bases 387 to 1040 code for a protein of 217 amino acids. The record is from RefSeq and is a predicted model, not a curated record.